Plasmodium malariae is the source of this 837-nucleotide messenger RNA. Its product is annotated as fam-l protein. Lineage: Eukaryota; Apicomplexa; Aconoidasida; Haemosporida; Plasmodiidae. The record is from RefSeq and is a predicted model, not a curated record. The transcript has 2 exons. The coding region runs from base 1 to 837 and encodes 278 amino acids.
AUGGAGCAAAAAAUUAAGGUACUGUUACUUAUUAAAAUUGCUUCAAUUGUCCUUUUAACUUGGAUAUGUCAUUUUCAUGUAAAUAAGUAUAGUGAGUUUAAUAGAUAUUUAGAUGAAAACUACAAAUGUCAAAUAAUGUUACUUCAAGGAACUUAUCGUUUACUGGCGAAAUAUGAACAGAAUAAGGAUUCAUGUACUGUAAAAUUAAGAAUAGACUUAUCAAAUGAUGAAAUGAGCAAAAAAAAAUAUAUAUUUAAUAAUGAAAAAAAAAACUCAGAAAAAAUAAAACAAGCAAAUGGAAGUUCAUUAUAUAAUGCAAGUGAUAGCCAACAAGAUAUGAAAAAUAAAUCCUGUAUAUAUGAAACAAAAAGGUAUUCUUAUUUAGAAAAAAAAAUAUUCAAGGAACUUGAUUUUUUGGAUUAUCUUAAAAAAAACAAGACAAUUAGCAAUAAGGUUUACAGAAAAAUAAUGAGUAAAAAAUGCGGAUUACGAAUUGCUUUGCCUUUAAUAUUUUUCUUGUUGUUAUCUAUCGUACCAAUAUUAGAUUGUUCAUUGAGUACGGAAAAUAGUGCGUGGUUUUUUGAUUUAUUAGGGUUGGAUAAAUUGACUGAAUUGAAGUCUGCACUUAGUUCUUUGUAUACCUAUUUAGAAUGGACAAAGAAAACUAAAACUACGAUUAAUGUGAAUCAAUAUGGAGAUUUUGUAUUAAUGAAAUUAUUUGACUUUAUAUUAUAUGUCAUACCCUUCUUUAUAUUAGGUUUCAUAUUCAUAUUAAUUAUCCUUUACUACCAUAAGAAAGUUAAAAAAUAUGAAAAAGUAAAAUUCAGGAAACGGUAA